AUGCCUGCCACCACGGCGGACACCUUAUCCCUCGUCAACCGCAGCGUCACGGUUGCCCCGUUAGUCUUGCUCUCUGUCGCCGAUCACUACGGACGGACAGCCAAGGGUACUCGGAAGCGUGUAGUUGGUGUACUGCUGGGUGAAAACAUCGGCAACAAAGUGCGGGUAUCCAACAGUUUCGCAGUACCAUUCGAGGAAGAUGAGAAGGACCCAUCUGUCUGGUUCCUAGACCACAAUUUCGUCGAGUCGAUGAGAGAUAUGUUCAAGAAGAUCAAUGCCCGUGAGAAGCUUGUCGGCUGGUACCACUCUGGCCCCAAGCUACGCGCCUCAGAUCUUGAAAUCAAUGAACUCUUCAAGAAAUACACCCCCAAUCCCUUGUUGGUCAUUGUAGAUGUUCAGCCCAAGGAAGUUGGCGUUCCUACAGAUGCUUACUUUGCUGUUGAUGAGAUCAAGGAUGAUGGUACCACAACCUCAAAGACCUUUGUGCAUACCCCAUCGAUAAUCGAGGCCGAAGAAGCGGAAGAAAUUGGCGUGGAACACCUUCUCCGGGAUAUCAGAGAUGUCGCAGUCGGCACACUCUCUACACGAAUCACCUCACAGCUGCAGUCAUUGCAAGGGUUGCACCUGCGACUACGCGAUAUCGGACAAUAUCUUCAGAAAGUCCUCGACCACGAGCUCCCAGUGAACCACGCCAUCCUGGGAAACCUCCAGGACGUCUUCAACCUUCUUCCCAACCUGUCGACCCCAGCCCAGACACCAGGAAUCAGCGGCCAGGAGACACAGAUUGAGAACAGCGAGCUUGCUCGGGCUAUGAGUGUGAAGACUAACGACCAGCUCAUGGCCAUUUACAUCAGCAGCUUAAUCCGUGCUAUCACUGCAUUCCACGACCUGAUCGAGAACAAGAUUCAAAACAGGCAGCAACAGGAGGAGACAGACUCGAAGCGGGAGCAAGAAGGCAAGGGUGAUAAGGAUGCCAAGAAGGUCAAUGGAUCGACCAAUGGCGACCAGAAGGAGGAACAGGACAGCUCCGACAAGAGCAAGAAGAAGAGCUAA
Penicillium odoratum is the source of this 1053-nucleotide messenger RNA. It is a transcript of the gene rpn8, whose product is annotated as proteasome regulatory particle lid subunit RPN8. Gene Ontology annotation, molecular function: protein binding; metallopeptidase activity. The record is from RefSeq and is a predicted model, not a curated record. Gene Ontology annotation, biological process: proteasome-mediated ubiquitin-dependent protein catabolic process. The coding region runs from base 1 to 1053 and encodes 350 amino acids. Gene Ontology annotation, cellular component: proteasome regulatory particle; proteasome complex. The transcript has 3 exons. NCBI's taxonomy places the organism in Eukaryota, Fungi, Ascomycota, Eurotiomycetes, Eurotiales, Aspergillaceae.